AUGGGCAGUCUGUACAGCAAGGCGACGACGUCCGCAGUCGACCACAGUGGCGACCAUGCCCAGGCCGAUCAUUCGUGCUGGCACGACUCGAACGACUCGCCUGCCGUUGCAGACCAAGGACGAGAGGCCGAUGCCGCAUCGGUGCCGUAUGUGCCACCGUCCGAGCUCUGUGCGUACACGAACUUUACGCUGUCGCAGCACUGGAUGGGCCGCACGCGGGGCUCGAUCCACCCGGAUUACCGCGCGGCCUUCGACACCAUUGCGCUCGUGCCUGAGAUUCUCGAGCGGUCCGGCAGCCUUGUCGCGAUGCAGCGCCUCGACGCGCGCUUGGUGGCGGCGCCGAUUCCACCCAACACACACACAGCCGUCGUGUGGGCGUUCACUGCGCGCUGCAACCUCCCGAGACACGUCGCUCUGAGUUUAUGGAGCCUCGUGCAAUUCGCGGCCCGGUACGGCUGGAGCAAGUACGUGGUCGCGGCGCUGCGCGACUUGACCGACCGCUGUGCAACCGACGAGACGAUCGCCAUCACAAUGUACGAAGUCACCGAAUUCAUGAAAAUGUGCGACGUGGCCAAAAUGGAGGCGUUCGCAAAGGUCCUCGACCUCGUUGCCGCCGACGACGACGCCGUGGCACAUAGCGACGCUGUCGUGGCAGCCAUCCUGCGCCUCCGAGCGCCCUUGCUCAAGGCGAUGCGCACUUGGCGGGACCGUGUGUUCGAGACCGUCUUUCUCAAGCCCGCCGACUUCGUGCUCCGAGCCAACGGCGGCAGUGACCACCGCCAGCGCGCCGACGACCUCCGCGUCCACGGGUCCAACAUGUACCGUGCGCUUUUGUUGAGCACGCUCGGUAUCAAUGCGUGGGACGCACCCGACAUGGACGACCCCUCGCAUUUUGCCGUGGAUUUCCUUUCCUACCUCUCGCCGUCAGCAUCACCGCUCGCCACGUGGUGGGAUCCGACCAUACCAGCGCGGCGGGCACCAGCCACGACGCGGAUCACGUCGCAUGUCGACUUGGGCGCAGCGUUCAUUGUGCAGGGCGAUCGCCCAGAUGGCCAUGUUGCCAAUCAUCUCAUUGGACCAAGCAGCUCGCCCGCCGAGCGCCGCCGCGCCGCCGCGUACGUCAGCGCGUACGCUGCCUUUUCAGCCGGGACUGCGCAAUCGGCGGAGGACCGGCGCCUCGUGCUGACAGCGCUGCGUCACCGAGGCGUCGCCACGGACGCCGACGACGCAUGGACCACACUUGUGUACGACGACGACUACGCCUUGCGCCGGGACAAGGUCCUCGCCCUCUUCCAGUUUCUCGGCGUCUACAAGUGCCCUACUGCCGGCAAAUGUGCGCCCAUGGCCGGCGUCGCGCUCACGAGUGCCUACAAGCCAUAG
Molecule: messenger RNA, 1380 nt
Organism: Saprolegnia parasitica CBS 223.65
Lineage: Eukaryota; Oomycota; Saprolegniomycetes; Saprolegniales; Saprolegniaceae
Exons: 2
Coding region: 1-1380 (459 amino acids)
Source: RefSeq, a predicted model, not a curated record